ACGUGUGUUCCGAGAAGCCCAACACGACAUAUCGACUUUGAUCUCUUCUUUGGUUCGGUUUCUCGCAUCUCCCAUUGUCUGGUCGAAAGAUCGAUGCUUUAUUCGGUAGAUUCGAUUGAUCUUUCUUCAUCGAAUGAUUACUGAAGUUGGGAGAGGAGCUUAUUUAGUAUCGCUCCAAUGAACGGUGCUUCCAACAGCUUACGGGCAGCGUUCUCUUACUGCGUACAGCAAGUGCGAAGCUAUGACUACCAUCACUACCUCUGCCUUCUCCAACUCCCACCCGAUAUGCGAAAACCCGCAUUUGCCCUCCGUGCUUUCAACGUAGAGACGGCAAAAGCCAUGGAUGUUGCAUCUGACCCCAAAAUUGGUCUCAUGAGGUUGCUUUGGUGGCAAGAAGCAAUCGAUAAACUCUACUCCGGAAAGCAAAUAAACCAUCCGGCUGCGCUAGCUCUGUCAUGGGUAAUAUCCGAGCACAAGAUAAGUAAAGCAUGGUUAAAACGUUCGGUUGAAGCCAGAAUACGAGAUGCCCAAAGGGAAGCCGAUGAUAUACCCGAAAACAUCGAGGAGCUUGAGAAAUACGCAGAGGACACGGUUUCAACUCUUCUCUACAAUACCCUUCAAGCGGGAGGCAUCAGAUCAACCAUGGCUGAUCACGCUGCUUCACACAUCGGUAAAGCCAGUGGCCUCGUCCUCCUGCUUAAGUCCUUACCAUACCAUUGUUCCAGAAACCGCCAUUACGCAUAUAUCCCGGGAAAACUAGCUGAGAAACACGGUUUACUUGUAAGAGAAGGUGGGCGGUCAGAGAUCCGGUUGGAUCCACACUCUAGAGAAGGAUUGUGUAACGUGGUGUUCGAUAUUGCUUCUGUUGCGAAUGUACAUCUGCUGAAAGCUCGCGAACUGGCUGGAAGAGUUCCGAUGGAAGCUAAGCCGGUGAUGCUGCAAUCGGUGCCUGCACAGGUUCUGCUGGAUUCGUUGAGAAAGGUACAUUUCGAUGUUUUCGAUCCGAGGUUGCAGAGAGGAGUUCUGGGUGUUCUUCCUUUGUGGUUUCAGAUGAAACUCAAGUGGUAUUCAUGGAGAGGACAAUACUGAAAACUCUGUCUCCCCUUGUUUUCAGUUCCGUCAGAGUUGGGCCUUGAACCCAAAUGGGCCAUUGUCUUUUACUCUCUUUUUUUGAAAUUAUAGGCCUUAAUGGGCCAUGCUUGUAGCCCAAGUUGUCUUUAUUUGAAUUUCUUCAAUAAAAUCAUCACAU
Molecule: messenger RNA, 1249 nt
Organism: Tarenaya hassleriana
Lineage: Eukaryota; Viridiplantae; Streptophyta; Magnoliopsida; Brassicales; Cleomaceae
Product: NADH dehydrogenase (ubiquinone) complex I, assembly factor 6-like
Exons: 2
Coding region: 178-1089 (303 amino acids)
Biological process (GO): biosynthetic process; mitochondrial respiratory chain complex I assembly
Cellular component (GO): mitochondrion
Source: RefSeq, a predicted model, not a curated record